AAGGAAAACCAGUCACACACAGUUUGGUGUAAUGUCUUGUCUCCUUUUCACCACAACAAGGCUUCAUCUUCAAAGUGGGGGAUUGAAAGUGACGAAAUAAGAAUCUUGUCUCAAGUGGGUAAUUUCUGAUUUGUGCCCUUAAAAACUUUAUCUUUACCCUUAAGCCAACAACAAGAACACUCUUAGCACUAUCUUUGAGGUGAGCAGCUGCAAAGCCACCAUCAACCUUUGAGGUCAAUUUGGACAUCAACUCAAGAUUGAGACUUUUACCCUUCCCCCACAUUCCAUGGAAGAGCCACCCCCACAAAACCCGUCAAAGAAAUGCAAGUUCCUCCUGGUUUCAACUCUCAAAGAUGCCUUCUCCAUCUGUCGAUCUUGCGGCGGCCACAUAAGCUCUCUCCAGCAGCAGCAGGAUGAUGAUUAUGUUCCCAACACGACAACUGAACUUGAAGAUGUUGAUGAACACGAAGUUGUCGUGUCAGCAAUCAGGAGCAGAGCCAUGGAGAAGUCGAAGCAGAAGGUGUUUGUGAUCACAUAUAGCUUUUCAGGGGAACUGCUCUUUAGUCCCGAGAAGCAGAAGGAUGGAGAAGUUGAAAAGGAUGAAGAUUUAUUCUCUGUUGGGAGCUGUCUUUCGUGUUGUUCGAGCGGGUUGAGCAAGGGGGGCGAAGAGUUCUUCUCAGUGAAGACAAACUUGUUGUCGAGGUGUUCGAGCUUGAGUCAGGUAGAGUUCCCAAGUUUUCAUAGGCGGGUUUCGAUAUUGCAGGAGCUCUGCCACUGCCAAGGGUGGCCAUUCGGUCUCUGCAGGAAGGUUGUUUUGCUCCCACCUCUGCCUAAGUCUCCCUCUGAUUCCUGGCUAUGGCGCAAAAGGCACUAGAUCAGCCAGGCUGCCUUAGAGUUCUUGCAGCUUGCAACAAAGACGAGAACCUUGGGAAGAGUUUCAGAAUAAGAUAGACUGCUGCGGAAGGACGAUGCGAAUUUUAUUGUUCUGUCAUAUUGCCAUGUCUAUUCCCACGUAUCAGAUUCUAGAUUGGAAAUCAAAA
Messenger RNA from Linum tenue, 1040 nucleotides. NCBI's taxonomy places the organism in Eukaryota, Viridiplantae, Streptophyta, Magnoliopsida, Malpighiales, Linaceae. The record is from the annotation of a GenBank genome assembly.